AUGGCUUCUCGUCAAUCCGUGGCCGAGCUCCAAGAUGCCACAGCCUACAUUAACGGCCGCGUGUUCACAGCAGACGAGAAGCAGCCAUGGGCCGAGGCAUUCAUCGUGUCGGCCUCGGGGCUCUUCACCCUCGUCGGCUCAAGCGAAACCGUCCUGGCGACCGCACGCGAAAGGCACAUCGUCGUGCACGAUCUGCGGUCGCAGUUCAUCAUGCCGGGGAUACACGACGCCCAUGUGCACCUCCUCAUGGCCGGCCUCUCUCGCUUCAGUAACGUGCACCUUGGUCUGGAUGAGGUCGUUCCCAUGGCUCAGGCGACAGCGAAGCUCCAAAGUGCUUCAUGCGGCUGUGAGUAUGCUCACGCCUUUGGCCGAUGGCUGAGCGCAGACGUCUUCCGCAUCGAGGGUUUUGACCGGUCCGCUCUGGACGAAGCAUACCCCGACACGCCAGUCAUGAUCCGGGCCGGUGCCGGCCACAGUCUGCUUCUCAACACGGCCGCUCUUCGUGAGUCGGGCUACGACGUAUCCAACGAGUCGGACAUGAAGGGCGCCUACAUCGGCCGCCGACCCGACGGCAGCCUCACGGGCGAGCUGGCCGAGCUUGCCACCACCAAAGCCCUCCUCUCGUGUCCCAAACCUCCGCUCGUGCAUGUGAGACGCGCGCUCAAGUACGCCGUGCAGCGCCUGCACAGAGCAGGGGUGACGUCGUGCCAGGAGGCGGCCACGAACACGCUCAUGCUCAACACGCUGCGCCAGAUGGACCACGACGGGCACCUGCAGAUGGACCUGUACACGCAUAUAGUGUACGCGCCAGAGUUUAUUGCCGAGGAAUCCCAGGGCGAGCUGACCCAGUUGCUCGACCGGGCCGACACCCUCAAGACGCGUCACGUGGACACUCGCUUCGUCAAGAUCAUCCUGGACGGCGUCCCCCUGAAUCCGUACUACACGCAAGCUGGGCUCGAUAAGGACGGCAAGGUAGAAGAGCACAAGCUGUUUCUGCAAGACUUGGAAGAGGCCAUCAUCAGGUAUGACCAGAGAGGAAUGACGUGCAAGAUUCAUUGCACGGGCGAGGGCGCGACACGGCUGGCACUAGACGCCAUCGAGGCCGCGAGAUCACGAAAUCCCAACGGACCAAGGCACGAGAUUGCGCACUGUUCUGGCGUGAAUAGCGCCGAAUACCCUCGAUUCCGUGCCCUGAAUACCACGGCGGAGAUGUCCCCGGCCGUCUUCUUCUGCCAGUCCUUUAGCGCGCAAGAAGGUGCACUGAUGGACUGGAACUUUCCCAUGAUGCUCAGCCACGGUGCCCAUGUAUCCAUCGGCUCGGACUGGGGCGUCCCCGAAUCUCCAGACCUGCUCCCGGGUCUAGAAGGCCUUGUCGCCGGCGUGGGAUCCGGCGACCGCGGCAAAGGGGCCAAGCUGCUGCUGCGGAUGCUGACCCUGGCUGGCGCCGAGGCGGUAGGGCGCGACAAGGAGACGGGCAGCAUCGAGGCCGGCAAGCGUGCCAACUUUAUCGAGGUCGACCGCGACCUGAGCGCCGGGGAGCAGGGGGCGUUUAGGGAUGCCCAGGUUCGGAGGACCUGGUUUGAGGGAGAGAUUGUUUUCUCAGCAGCCUGA
Metarhizium album ARSEF 1941 is the source of this 1611-nucleotide messenger RNA. RefSeq names its product Amidohydrolase 3. Lineage: Eukaryota; Fungi; Ascomycota; Sordariomycetes; Hypocreales; Clavicipitaceae. Gene Ontology annotation, molecular function: hydrolase activity, acting on carbon-nitrogen (but not peptide) bonds. The record is from RefSeq and is a predicted model, not a curated record. The transcript has 3 exons. Bases 1 to 1611 code for a protein of 536 amino acids.